GCCUAGAAUGGAUUCCAAAGCAGUAGCUACUAAGCCUCAUGCUGUUUGCUUUCCGGCUCCAACUCAAAGCCAUAUCAAGGCAAUGCUUAAGUUUGCAAAGCUCCUCCACCAUAGAGGUUUUUAUAUUACCUUUGUCAACUCGGAGUUCAACGACAAGCGAUUUCUUAAAUCCUUAGGCCCCAAUUCCCUUGAUGGCUUACCUAACUUUCGGUUUGUAGCCAUCCCAGAUGGCCUUCCAGAUUCAGAUGAAGAUACCACCCAAGAUGUCACUUUUCUUGUUGACGCCAUAAGAAAACAAAAUUUCUUGGGUCCGUUUCGUGACCUCCUCAAUAAGCUCAACAAUGAUGCCAUAACAACUUCCAACAAUCCUCCAGUGACUUGCAUAGUUUCGGAUGGUUUCAUGUGCACCUUCACAAUCACAGCUGCUGAGGAGAUUGGAACCCCUAUAGUACUGUUCUACACUAUUGCGGCAUGCAGUUUCAUGGGAAUUAUACAAUUUCGUGCUUUGAUCGAAAAAGGCCUGGCACCACUCAAAGAUGAGAGCUAUUUGACAAACGGCUAUUUGGACAAGGUCAUAGAUUGGAUUCCGGGAAUGAAGAACAUUUGUUUGAAGGAUCUGCCAGCCUUCUUUCGAACCACAAAUUCCGAUGACAUUAUAUUUAACUUCGUGAUGGAAUCAACAGACAGAUCCCAUGAAGCUUCAGCAGUUGUUGUUCAUACUUUUGAUGCCUUGGAGCGAGAUGUUUUGGAUGCUCUCUCAUCUAUGCUUCCACUUGUUUAUACCAUUGGCCCUCUUCAAUUACAUCUCAAUCAAAUACCAGAACACCCCUUGAAUAUUGGAUACAGCCUAUGGAAAGAAGAAACUGUAUGCCUCGAGUGGCUAAACACCAAGGCUCAAAAUUCAGUUGUGUACGUGAAUUUUGGCAGUAUAACGGUCAUGACACCUGCACAUCUAGUCGAGUUUGGAUGGGGACUGGCAAACAGCAAGCUGCCCUUCUUCUGGGUAAUUAGACCCGAUCUGGUAAUUGGCGAAUCAGCGAUUUUGCCACCUGAGUUUGUGGCUGAAACAAAAGAAAGAAGUUUAGUAGCAAGUUGGUGCCCACAAGAGCAAGUCCUUAACCAUCCAUCAGUUGGAGGAUUUUUAACGCACAGCGGUUGGAAUUCAACCGUUGAGAGCCUGACCUCCGGAGUGCCUAUGCUCUGUUGGCCAUUCUUUGCUGACCAGCAAAUGGACUGCCGCUAUACUUGCAAGGAAUGGGACGUUGGCAUGGAAAUCGGUAAUGAUGUGAAGAGGGAUGAAGUAGAGAAGCUUGUUAGAGAGUUAAUGGAUGGGGAAAAGGGUAAGAAGAUGAAAAAUAGGGCCAUGGAGUGGAAGAAACUUGCAGAAGAAGCUACCAGUCCAUAUGGCUCUUCAUCCAAAAACUUAGACAAUUUAGUGAAUCAAGUGCUACUAAGAAAAAGUUAAUCGCCAUGCAUCCGUAAGAUAUUUGCUAAUGAUUGUUAUUGUUGCUGUUAUUGUUUUGUUGUUGUUGGUCUUCAAACUAGGAAGAUGAAGUGCAAAAUGUAAUGGACCAUUAUCUCAAAUAAUAAAAUAAAACUAGUAUUGAAUGUUUACAACAAUUUGAAGAGAAAAUCAGAUGGGAAACAAAUAUUUUAGCAAUACAAAAGAGGAAAACAACAAAAA
Pyrus x bretschneideri (Chinese white pear) is the source of this 1684-nucleotide messenger RNA. RefSeq names its product 7-deoxyloganetin glucosyltransferase-like. Bases 8 to 1465 code for a protein of 485 amino acids. Gene Ontology annotation, molecular function: UDP-glycosyltransferase activity. The transcript is spliced from 2 exons. The record is from RefSeq and is a predicted model, not a curated record. Lineage: Eukaryota; Viridiplantae; Streptophyta; Magnoliopsida; Rosales; Rosaceae.